This is a messenger RNA of Ichthyophthirius multifiliis, 1758 nucleotides long. RefSeq lists its product as hypothetical. Gene Ontology annotation, cellular component: membrane. The record is from RefSeq and is a predicted model, not a curated record. NCBI's taxonomy places the organism in Eukaryota, Ciliophora, Oligohymenophorea, Hymenostomatida. The transcript is spliced from 6 exons. Gene Ontology annotation, biological process: monoatomic ion transport; transmembrane transport; signal transduction. Gene Ontology annotation, molecular function: 3',5'-cyclic-nucleotide phosphodiesterase activity; monoatomic ion channel activity.
AUGAGUAGAUCUUUUGAUAAUUGGAUUAUAAUUUUAGUUAUUAUAUUUACAAUAAUUGUUUUUGUAUAUUUUGCUAUAGAUACUAGAGAUAAUAAAUAUAAUAAAGAAAUACAAAGUGUUAUAAAAGUAUUUUAAUAUAUUGAAUUAGUUAUAUUGUUUAUUUUUUAAAUUGAAAUUUUUCUGAAAAUGUAUACUUUUUCUAUUCAAGUUUAUUUUAAAGAUAAGUGGUUAUUAGUUGAUAUGAUAAUUAUGGUGGCUUCAAUUGUAAUAUUAGUACUUGAUAUUGUACUUAAUGAUUCUUAAUUUACUACUAUUUCUAAAAUACUUAGAGGUAUAUUUAGAUUUAUGAGACUUUUUUUAGUUUUCAGAAAGGUUAGCUAAUUCAAAGUUAUAUAAAUAACAUCUUCUAAUUCAAGUGUAAAAACUUCAAUGGAAAGAAUUUUAGAAAUAAUGAAUAAUAUAAAAAAAAAUGUUGAUGAUAUAAUUUUAAUUAAAUAAAUUGAUUGGUGCAUAAAAUAAAUAGAAAAUAAUAAAAUUUAUGAUCCAAUAUUUGAAGAUACUGAAGCGGCAAAAUGGGUUAAUAUAUAUGCAAAUACAGAAUAGAAUUCUAAAAAGAAAAAAUAAUAAACAGUACUAGACAAAUAAUUGAAAAAUCAAUUAAAUUCCAAUGCCUAAAAAGCAGAAGACUAAAAAACUUAAUUAGUUAAUUUAUAAUAUCAGUCUAUGAAAGUCCCUGAAGAAUUUUUAAAAUAUUUUGAAACAAUAGAUAAUAUAGACUUUUAGGUUUUCAAAUAUUAUCAAGAACUAAAGAAAAAUAAUUUAGCAUAUUUACUAAUUUAUUUAUUUAAUCGUUAUGAUAUUAAUAACACUGCCAAAAUAGAUCCAAACCACUUGUGGAAUUGGUCAAAUCAUAUAUCUGCUGGAUAUAAAAAUAACCCUUAUCAUAAUAAUGUUCAUGCAUUUGAUGUCACUUAGACAGUACAUUUUUUUAUAUAAAGUUGCGAAUUUAUCUAAGUUGCUGAAUUAAAUUCUUUAGAAAUAGGAAUUAUGUAUAUCGCAGCUGCUGGUCAUGAUUAUGAACAUCCAGGAUUCAAUAAUCCUUUUUUGGUAAACUCUAAAGGAGAGUUGGCAAUUAGUUAUAAUGAUAAAUCACCUUUAGAAAAUCAUCAUUCAUUUUCUGUUUUUUAUUUAAUGACAAAAGAUAACUCUAACUUAUUUACAAAUUUUAGCAAAGAAGAUAAAAAAAAGUCGAGGGAGAGAAUUAUUAAUAUGAUCUUACAUACCGAUAAUGCUGUUCAUUUUUCUGAUUUGGCUAUGUUAAAGGGUAGAUAAUAAGCUUAAGAUUUUAAUCCGAAAAAUAAAGAUAAAGAUAUUUGUAUGAAUGCAUUGCUGCAUGCUGCAGAUAUUUCAAAUCCUUAUAAACCUUGGGAUAUUUGUAAAGUUUGGACAUAAAAAGUUAUGUAAGAAUUCUGGAAUUAAGGAGAUGAAGAAAAAGAAAGAAAUCUUCCUGUAAGUUACUUAUGUGAUAGAUAUACUACUAAUACUGCAAAAUGCUAGAUUGGUUUUAUUGAUUUUGUUGUCUUUCCUUUGUAUGAUACUAUUAAUAAGUUUAUUCCUAAAUUAGAUUUAGGUAAUUUUGCUCUUAAUAAAAAAAAAUGGACUGAACUUAUAGAUUUCUAUGAAGAAGAUCUUAAAAUGAAAAUUGAAUAAUUGGAAAAAGCAGAAAAAAAUUUAUAAAAUUCAAAAGCAUAAUAAUGA